GCAGCGGGGGAGUCCAAUGGAAGCCUUCGUCGCAACCCGGAGGAGACAAUCGAGUGCGAUUUAGCUUGAAAAUAAGAGCCGAUUUUAUUAGAUGGGGUUAUAAACGAUAUCUUUUCUCAACAGUCUGGAUUUGCUGUUCUCUCCGCUGUGUUUCAAACCCGCUAAUUUGCCGUUAACUGCGUCUGUUCGGCCUUGUUUAUACUGUGCAAGCAGCUUGAAUCAGAGAAGCAGGCCCGGUCCUGUGCGAGUUUAACGGCCGUUUCGGAUCUGGAGUGUGUUUUGUGCGGAUCGGCCCUUUAGCUCACCAAAGAAUAUGACCCAGAUGCAACAAUGACAUCCAGAUUUGGUAAAACCUACAGCCGCAAGGGAGGAGAGGGCACAUCCAAGUUUGAUGAGGUUUUGUCCACCAAGAGAGGCACCCUUAGCACCAAAUGGGGUGACACCACCUAUAAGGCCAAGGUGGGCUCCAAGCGCGCCGGUGCUCCCAAGAACGACUCUGUGCUGGAGGUAUACAAGAGGCCCCGUUCAUGUGGAGAUGGCUUAGAGGAUCCAUUUGGGUUCGACAGUGAUGAGGAAUCCAAGCCGGUGUCGUCUCGGAGCGGCAGCAAGCCGUCACCCGCCAAGCCGGCCCCAGCAGAGCCUCCCCAGGCGGAAAGGCCAGGCAUUUCUCUGGACACAGGGAGCAGGUCCAGCCUCCAGGGAGUAUCCCACACUUUGGUAUCCACUCGAGGUGCGUCAUGGCAGGCCAGUGACAGGAGCCAACCCAGGGUGAUGGAGGACACAGCUCUGUUCUUCAACAGCAGCAGUGCUAGCAAAGGAAAGUCCCAGCAGAGUUCCUUGUUGUUAUUGGAGAACCAGCACAGCUACUCGUGGUACCAAAAUGCUUCUGAGAGUGACAAGAAACCCCUGGCACAAACCACCGCCCUGAAGACAGGGUCCAAGGCAGAGUGCACCUACGACUCCUGGGAUGCCAUCAUGGGUCUCCGUCCGCCUUCACCCAGCCAGGAGCCUCGUAACCCAGCCCCGACGCUCUCCUGGGCCUCAGCAGGUGUCACCACAGGCAGCUGUGAUCUGGGGCAGACCCGGCAUGAGAAGCCCCCCUCUCCCCCACGGCUGCAGAGGCCCAGCGAGAGUGAGGACCUAGGGGGCAACUCAGAUUUCCUUGUUGAGACAUCAGACUACUCCCAGACAUCCUCCUCCUCAUCACUUGUAAGAAACUCUAACUGUCGGACGUACAGGAGGCCUAACAAACAGGGCCCUGGGAAAGCACCAGAUUCCAUUGGCUUUGCCAGCAAUGUUUUCGGCGGAGAUCUUCCCAAAUCCUCAUCUGAUGGCAGUAAUAAGACGACAGGUAGCGGAGGGGGACGGGGCAGGACGAGGGACUACACAGUUCUGCACCCCUCUUCCAUGUCAAUGUGUAAUGUCACCAUCCAGGACCGAGUGGUGGAGGAAUUUAGCAGUGAUGCAGCACCCUCUAGCGGUAGCGGCACUGCUGUGUCUGGCAGUACAACCGAGCCGGGAGAGGCGGGAUGGCAGCGGAAGAAGACAGAACAACAAAACACGAGGUUCAGGCAGACCCAGACCAAAUCAAAGAAGGACAGUAAGCUGGACCUGUUUGGUUUCGAAGACACAGAUACCCAUCAGGAGGAGAAUAGUGCUGACAACACAGACAGUAAAUCCAGUUACAAAAUUAAAUACUUUGGCUUUGACGACAUGAGUGACAGUGAUGGUGCUGACGAUGACGAUGAUGGCUUUAAAGAGAGGAGGAGGGCCAAGAAGGCUGCCGUCACCAAGGCAACCCCAGUGGUUACCAUGGAAGAAACAGAGACCCAUGACUCCCCAGAUCCUUUCGAGAGGCUGGAGAGUCGUGAAAGGCCGGCAGCCAAGGAGAACAAGAAGAACUCUGAGAGGCAGGAAAGCCGGAUACGAGAAGAUGUCCUGGACUUCUCAGAGGACAGCCUCAGGGUGUUGGCUGGGGCUCCCAGGAGGCCACCUCAGGGUAAACCGCCUGAGAAGAACCCAGACACCUUACGGAGGAUUUUCAGCGCACACAAGAAGUCUCCAACCAAAGCAGUGUAUAACGCCAGACAUUGGACAUUGGAAAGUGAAGAGGAGCCCCCUCCAUCUUUCUUCUCACGAUCACAGACAGCUCCUGGCACAGUCUCAGCUGGAGGAUCCAGUAAGGAGCCCUCUGAUGCUCAGAAGGAUGAUGGCAUUUUCAAGGCUCCUCCUCCUCCUCCCAAGGUCACCAAGUGUGUCACCGUCCCCACAGAUCCCUACCAGGACACCGUCACCACACUCAAAUGCCGCAAAGAGCACAAGGAGCUGUAUACAGUAGUCCAACAUGUGAAGCACUUCAAUGACGUGGUGGAAUUUGGAGAGAACCAGGAGUUCACUGAUGACUUUGAGUAUCUGGCUACUGGUCUGAAGAGUGGACAACCUCUCAACACACGAUGCCUUAGUGUGAUCAGCCUGGCUACGCGCUGUGCCAUGCCCAGCUUUAGGAUGCACCUUAGAGCCAGAGGGAAGGUGGCUCAAGUCUUCAAAACACUCAAUGACGCCCCACAACACCCGAACCUGGCUCUGUGUACGGCAUCGCUCAUGUACAUUCUGAGUAGAGACCGCUUAAACAUGGAUCUGGACCGGUCCUGUCUGGACUUGAUGAUACGCCUGCUGGAGCUGGACCAAGACCAGGGGGGUGGGGCUGCGACAGACUCCACCCCUCAGUUCAGCGCCAGGGAGAUCGCUAAGAUGAAGGAGAAGAUCAGGAAGCUCUGUGACACUGUGCACAACAAGCACCUGGACCUACAGAACAUAACGACGGGUCAUUUAGCCAUGGAGACGUUACUGUCCCUGACUUCAAAGCGAGCAGGAGACUGGUUCAAAGAGGAACUCCGGCUACUGGGAGGACUGGACCACAUAGUAGAUAAAGUGAAAGAGUGUGUUGAUAACUUAAACCAGGAGGAUGAGAAGGAGAAGCUGGUGUCGUCUCUGUGGGGAGCUGAGAGGUGUUUACGGGUGCUGGAGAGCGUAAGUACAUCACACAAAGAGAACCAGAGCUACUUGAUUGCCUAUAAGGACUCCUCACUCAUUGUCUCCUCUGCAAAGGCAUUGAGGAGGUGUGAGGAGAUGAUCCAGCGUUACAGCAGGGAGGUGAACUCAGAUGGAGCCGUGGUGGGGAAAGCAGUAGAGAACUGUAUGAGGGCCAUCAUAGGAGUCCUGCUCAACCUAACGCACGACAAUGAGUGGGGCAGUACGAAGACAGGCGAACAGGAGGAUUUAAUAGUGACAGCUCUGAACUGCGUUCUCAGAGUCCCUCAGUAUCUUCCACAAGAACAGAGGUUCGACAUCCGUGUACUGGGUCUGGGCUUGUUAAUCAAUCUGGUGGAGUACAGUGCCAGGAACAGGUACUGUCUGAUGGAGAUGGAGAUGGAGGGAGGUCAGGGUCCUUGCAACUCCACCGUCCUGCUCAACCCCCAGCACCAGGACAUCGCCAGUACCGGCCCGCUGAGCGCCAUUGCUGCACUCGUACAGCUGUUCCUCCAGCGGGAGCGGGCCGCUGUCCUGGCCGAGGCGCAGACUGAUGACCUCAUCAAGGAGGCCCCGAAGACCGCGCAGGACCAGAGUGGGGAGUGGCAGGAGAUAGGUGGGGAGAUUCAGUGGGUCGCCAACGACAACGACUCUGACAAACAGGAUGACAGCAAGAAGAAUAAGAAAGACGAGGAGGACGAGGAGCUGGACCUCAACAAAGCUCUGCAGCACGCAGGGAAGCACAUGGAGGACAGCAUUGUGGCCUCCUACACAGCACUGCUGCUGGGCUGCCUCUGUCAGGGGAGCCCGUUGAAUGUGACUACUGUGAGAGAGAACCUGCCUAAAGGAGAUUUCUCCAUCAUGACAGAAAUGCUGAAAAAGUUCCUCAACUUUAUGAACCUCACUUGUGACGUCGGCACCGCAGGACAGAAGUCCAUCUCCCGGAUCAUUGACUAUCUGGAGCACUGCUAGAGAGAAGCCUUUCUCAUAUGACACACACAGAGACACACAGAGACACACUCACACCAUGACCAUCAUCAUCACCUCAGAUUAAGUUCACUGCUGGAAACGGGCGUGUUGCUUUCUUAUAACAUACACAUCUUCAUCAUCAUCUUCCUCUCCGUACGGUGACCAUACGUUCUCCUCAUCUUCCAGUUAAAGGAACUUUCCACUGUUUUUCAUGGUUUCAGCGAUGGAAUCUCCAUCAACGCGAUAACUCAAUGAAAAGGGAGUUGUUUUUUUCCCCUAAUUUAACUUCACGAGGCACGAUGGCCUCAAACAUCAACAGCCCAACCCAACUCUCCCACCCGCUGUGAUCAUAGUUUAUUUUACUUUGAUGAAAACUACAGUCCACUUGGGUAUUUUAUUUUUAUGUUCAUGCUUCUGCUAUUUGUAAAAGUUGCUCAGAAGGUUGAGAAAAAGUUGCUUUUGAUAAACUUCCUUUCAAAGUGUCUCCACGGUUGAGGUCCUCUCUUACCUGCUCAGCCCGCCCUUGUGAAAACACCCCAUCUUUGUAUCAGUCGAUGGCUGAUUGGAGUGAAGCUGUCAUUUUCUCCAGCCUGCCAGCCCCCCUCUGCUCUGCUCCUGGAGCUGAUAAUCAUCAAAACAACUCAAGUGUUAAACAAAAAAAAACUGCGGACCAAUAUAAUCUCUUUCUUUCUUUGCUUUGAUACUGAUGACCUUGACUCAUUCCUGGCUACCUGGUUUCUCUCAUGCUGUGUUCGUCUUGUCCUUUUUUUUUUUUCUUUUUCUUCUUCUCUUCUGCUUUGACCUCUCGGCUCUGUCGGAAGGAGGCAGUUUGAGGCCUACAAAAUCAAAAAUAUUGAUCCUUUCUGGCCAAAGAGCAAAGCAAUGGCAAGAGUUCAGGCCCUGAAUUGCAGACCUUAGUGAAUUUAAGGUGGUAUUUUAAGGUGUCUGUUUUUAGGUGUCUGCAUAUAACCCGAAAUCUUCUCUCUUUGGAAGCAAGAGCUUUUCUUCCCUCUUCAGCCUCUGUAGCAAUCUAGCUAGUUUUUAAAUCAGUGGUUCUUCUGGUGCCGUUAUUAAACAGAAACCUCUCCCAUCACGCCGAGCACAGCCCAGUCAGUCGGCACACAACAACACACCUGAGACUAAAACAGAAUGACCCUCGAGGUUGUUAAAACUCUCUGGAAACUUGGAACGACCCCCCACCCUCCCCAAAAGUAGAAACUUUUUCCUUUCAAAGAAUCGAUCGCCCUCUCGCUCAGCAUCAAAGCUUUGUGUCUCGACGGGACCCGAGCCCUCCGGACCAGAACCUGUCCUCCUUCAGCUCCUUUCAAUUACCGCCCAUGUGUGUGCUCGCCACUCGGAGAGGGCCUUCAAUUACAGCACAAAGGCAGCCGAGCCGCCCUGGUCUGAGAGGUGAAGACGAGCUGCUUUUCUUUGGUUUUGAACUGAGCCACCAACAGAGAGGCUUUCAAAGAUCCAGUCAGUAUUUUUCCUUCCUGUUCAGUUGUUUUUGGACAGAAAGACUUCAGCUGUAGCUGAUAAAUCCCGGAGUACACAGUUUGCAGUUAUACUUUAUGGAAACUCCUUCUCUGAUCCUUUUGACACUUUCAGAUCUAAUCUGUCCAACACUUUACAGAAAGGAGUUUUUCCGUGAAGUGCCGUAUUUUUAAUUCCCAGAAUGCAGCAACCUCAAGAGGAGAGUGAAGGCGCUGGAAAUUUGUAAAUUGUAUGAUUAGUCUUGUUUUAUUCCUCUUUGGUGGAUUUCUCCCUGUCGGAUCAUUGAGCAUCAGUCCAAAAUGGCAACUAAAGAAAUUCCCAAAGCCCGUCCUUCAAUGCUUUAGAUGUUUGAAACGUUUUCAGAUAUCAGUCUCGAGGAGAAAAGAUGAAGGAUUGAAGUGCAAAGUACAUCAGCAGCUGCAGUUUGUCAAAAGGCUUAAUGGGGAUUUUCGGUCCUUUUUUUUUUACAUUUCAGUACCACUUUCUGAUAUAGUGUAUAAGUUGUUACUAAUGGGUUUAUUAAUGUUAAGAAACCAUUUAUUUUUUAUAGAUCACUUAAAAGCAUGAAUAAGAAGAAAACCUUUAGGUUGCCACAUUGUGAGAAAUAUCUGCCUGGUGUAUCCUCCUCCAGUAUGACGCUCAUACAUACACUUUAUAAAUGCUUAUAAAUGUUAAGUUAUUAAUAAAAGGUUAUUUCAAUAAUGUGGCUGUAGCAAGAUAAAAAGACAAAGUUAAAAGCCCUUUCUGUUAAAGGGGCACUCCAAUGGUUUGGCAUUGCAUUUCCCUAAGGUUGGAGGACUCGCAAGAGAUGGAUUACAAAGAGAGUGGUCCACAUCGAAGCAGCAGAGGCUGAGAUAUCCUGACUUUUAGUCCCUACUGUGGGUCAAGCUCCAGAAAGUGACUUUCCUGCCUCCUAUGGCCAUGUCGCUCCAACCCCAAAUCCCCAGGUUGUAACGCUGACUUUCUGUUUUGAGGUUUUAAGCUUCGAGCCCAGUCUGCGAUAACCCUGAUGGCAUCACUAUGACUUCUCUGCGGUUAAUUUUUCAGACUUUAGAAAAAUCAUUUCAGAGCCACAGAAGGCAAAUUACAACUCUUUUCACAGCCUGAGCAGGACUAACCAUGACGAGUAAACUGCUCUUCAUGCUUAUAAAUGGUGGAGUGCCCUUUUAAUGGCUUAUAACUAAAUCACAAAGCAUUGGUAAAUGAUUUAUUAACAUCACUAAGGCCAUUAGUUACAACUUAUAAACAUUUUGUAAAGGCUGCCGUAUUAGAAAGUGAUACCAACUGUUCUCGGGUCUGUCUUGUUCGGCAGAGCAAAUAUUUGUGAGGUGAGGUGUCAAAUAUGAGAUACGUUGCUUCCUUCUUGAAAAUUACCUUUUUUUUUCAAAAAUGAUCCUUUGCUUAAGUUUAAGAAUUGAUGAUUCACUUUGCAAGUGAAGAACGACCAUUACGUUGAGAAUAAAAAGUGACUAAAUAGUUUUGAUGCUUUUCCCAAAAACAAAUGUGACAUAUAAAAAAAUUAUUUUGGAAUAGAAGACACAGUCAUCUUAGCAAAAUAGCAUUUUAAAGUUUUCAGUUCUAAUUUGUGCCUGGUUAAGUUCGAAGCACAUGUCAUCAAGCAUGUUCAUGUUCAUUAUUUUGUCUGUUCCUCUGUGAUCGUUAACACACUGUCUCAUACACAUUAUCUCAUACACACACACAGAGUUUAACCCUUACACUCCUUUAAAAAAAAAAAAAA
This is a messenger RNA of Xiphias gladius (swordfish), 7231 nucleotides long. Its product is annotated as wings apart-like protein homolog. Gene Ontology annotation, biological process: regulation of chromosome condensation. The coding region runs from base 331 to 4002 and encodes 1223 amino acids. The transcript is spliced from 20 exons. The record is from RefSeq and is a predicted model, not a curated record. Lineage: Eukaryota; Metazoa; Chordata; Actinopteri; Istiophoriformes; Xiphiidae.